Aspergillus brunneoviolaceus CBS 621.78 is the source of this 1257-nucleotide messenger RNA. RefSeq lists its product as uncharacterized. The transcript has a single exon. The record is from RefSeq and is a predicted model, not a curated record. The coding region runs from base 1 to 1257 and encodes 418 amino acids. Lineage: Eukaryota; Fungi; Ascomycota; Eurotiomycetes; Eurotiales; Aspergillaceae.
AUGUCCUCAGUCAACUAUACAGCCACCAACAUAGUAACAGCCCCAACAACAACCUCCACCUCAACCCACUAUCCCGAACUCGUAGGCUGGAUCCCCGAGAACUCCGGCCGGGGCACCCUCAGCCUGCUCACCAGCUGCCUAACGACCCUCUUCCUCUGCACCUGGGUCGUAAUCCACCCGCGCGUGCACGCCUCCAUGCGCCACAGCUUCUUCCACAAGGUGGCGCUCUUCCUCAAAACCCUCAUCGCACCGGAGUUUAUCGCCGUCGAGGGCCUCCAAGAAUGGGCGCAAUGUCGACGCAUGCGCCGCGAUUUCAUGAUUCUAACCAGCCCCGAGAUCAAAGACCCGCAGCACAACAACAAGCAAGCACAACCAUUCACCCUCCUCCACGCAUUUUACAUCAGCAUGCUCGCCCUGCGCUACCGCACCCCGCUAGGCGACCGAGUCCUGUGGCCUAACCAGUACGUCUGGCUACUGCAGCAGGGCCUGAUCGAGUGGAAGGACCACACCCGCUGGGGGCUGGCCGUCACGGACAUCGAGGACAAGAGUAAAGCGGAUGCAGUGGCGAAGCUGAUCGCGCUGGCGCAGGUGCUGUGGUUCGUGGCGCAGUGCAUCCUGCGCGCCGUGCACGGGCUACCCCUGGCGCAGCUCGAGGCCAUGACCCUGGGGUAUAUCCCGCUCAUCGCGGUGACUUAUUUCUUCUGGUGGCACAAGCCCAAGGAUAUCCGGUCGCCGACGGUGGUGGAGCUGCCCGUAGCGAUGACGAGCGAGCAGCGUGCGGUGUUUGAGUGUCUGGCGGUCAGUCACAAGUUCGACAACGAGGGCUUGCGCGAUCAGGUCACCUACUGGAGUAUCUGGUACCUGACACCGCGGGUGUUCGAGAAGGAGGAGAGGGAUCGGAUGAUGGCGGAGCGGGUACUCGAGACGAAGAAGAGCUCGUCGGAGUCGCCGGGGUCGUCGGGGUCGUCAUCAUCCUCACUUGCAGAUCCACCAACACAUGUCGACUUUCAGACAGAAGGAAACAAAAAGGAAAUUGUGGUUGCUCACUGGGAUCCCGAUAUAUAUCGCUCCAAGCUUUGGCCGUUGACGUGUCUCUUCGGAAUGUCGUUCGGGGCCCUGCACCUGGUGUCAUGUAAUGAUGUCUUCCCCACCACGGUGGAGUUGUGGCUGUGGCGUAUCGCGGCAUUCGUGUCCAUGGGGUCCAUGCUGGUGUUCAUGCACUUCGAGAAAGUGGUGCUCCGAUGGGAGGGAUUGUGA